Leptinotarsa decemlineata (Colorado potato beetle) is the source of this 6199-nucleotide messenger RNA. RefSeq names its product SET domain binding factor (gene Sbf). Gene Ontology annotation, molecular function: guanyl-nucleotide exchange factor activity. Gene Ontology annotation, cellular component: cytoplasm; membrane. The record is from RefSeq and is a predicted model, not a curated record. NCBI's taxonomy places the organism in Eukaryota, Metazoa, Arthropoda, Insecta, Coleoptera, Chrysomelidae.
AUGUCACGAUUAGCAGAUUACUUUGUGGUGGUAGGCUAUGAUCACGAAAAAGAAAGAAGCGGUAUAAGCAGUGGAUUGAUUCUUCAGAGAUUUCCUGAGAAAGAUUGGCCCGAUACCCCUUUCAUUGAUGGAAUAGAAUGGUUUUGUCAACCUCAAGGAUGGACCCUGUCCACAGAAAGGCAAGAGCCAAGGUUUUUCGUGUCGGUACUCACAGACAUAGAUGCAAAUCGACAUUAUUGUGCAUGUCUUUGCUUCAAUGAGACCGUGUCCAUAACUCCAAGCAAACCUGUUGAUGAAGAGGAAGAUGCGGUGGAAGGAGAAACCCCGCUUGUUAGAGCGAUACCAACAAUUUCUCACCAUAGUAUAAUGUAUGCUCCAAAAUGCCUUGUUCUUGUCUCAAGGCUAGAUUACAUUGAAACUUUUAGAAAUUGUUUGGGCAUUAUCUACUCGGUAUACAUAGAAAACAUGCCAGUACAUUUAGAAACCCUUGUUGGAAAUAUAUUAGGCUGUAUCCAAGUUCCACCUCCAGGGGGCCCUCAAGUUCGCUUCAGUAUCGGUGCUGGAGACCGGCAAGCCCUUCAACCACCUCUAUCGCCAUCUUUACCCGUUACACACUCUUCUGUCAACUUGCUCUUUCACCAACUGGGCAUUCGUAAUGUUUUGGUUUUAUUUUGUGCUAUUAUGACAGAACACAAGAUCCUUUUCCACUCAAAGAGUUAUAACAGGUUGACGGAAGCUUGCAGGGCUUUGACGGCUUUGAUGUAUCCUUUUAGGUACACCCACGUGUACAUUCCUCUGCUGCCGGCCCCUCUCGUUGAAGUGCUCUCCACUCCUACUCCGUUCAUUAUGGGGGUGCAUUCUUCAUUGAAAUCUGAAGUGGCAGAAUUGAUGGACGUGAUUGUAGCGGACCUCGACGGAGGUUCUAUAACCAUCCCAGACGGUAUAUCGUUACCACUCCUUCCUGAACCUCUGCUGAGCAACACGCAAGAGGCACUCGGCAUCAUCCUGCAGCCCGAGUUGAGCUGCGCAGACCACGCUUUCCCCCCUCUUGCCGUUCGAGCUCCGCAGCCAGUCAUGCUCGACAAGGAAAUCCGCGCAGUCUUUAUGCGCACGUUCGCGCAACUUCUGCAAGGCUACCGCAGCUGUCUGACGCUUAUCCGUAUCCACCCAAAGCCUGUUAUCACGUUUCACAAGGCCGCCUUCCUCGGUGAGCGCAACCUCAAGGACUGCGACUUCACGACGCGCGUGCUCGAUUGCAUGUUUUUCACGAGCUUCGUAUCGGAGCGAGGGCCCCCCUGGAGGCCGUGCGACGUCUGGGAUGAGCUGUAUAGUAACUUGAACGAGCUGCACAAGACUGAAGCACAGGAUCCUCGUUUGGUGAUUGCACAUAUUCAGGAUCUCGCAACGCAGCUCUACACCAACGAAACACCAAAUCCACAGUCAUACUCUCAGAAGAUUCUUGUGCCUCCUGAAGGGGCUUUCGCUAGGAUCCAUCAGCCGCCAUUGCCGAUGAUCAGCGUGGAGAAAGUGCAGGCGAUUAUAGAGGAGGGGAUGUCGAAAAACAAUCUGAAGUCAAGUGGCGAUUAUGCCUGGUUAUCUUCUUUGAGACCGAUACAACCCAGAAUAGUGCCUAUGGGACCAAACAUAUCCAAUCUGAACGAUAACAAAAAUAUCGUCAGUAAUUCUGCCAGAAGAUUAGAAGUUCUCCGUAACUGCAUAAAUUGCAUCUUUGAAAACAAAAUUUCCGAUGCCAGGAAAACCUUUCCGGCUGUCCUAAGAGCUCUUCAAUCUAAGCAAGCUCGUUUGGCCCUGUGCACUGAGCUCUCGCACCACGUCAGUGGCACGAAAGCCAUGCUAGAACACCAGCAAUUUGACCUUGUUGUGCGGCUGAUGAACUGCGCCCUCCAAGAUGAUUCAUCAAUGGACGAACACGGUGUUGCAGCUGCUCUGUUGCCACUUGCAACGAUCUUCUGCAGGAAGUUGUGUACUGGCAUAAUACAGUUUGCAUAUACUUGCAUUCAGGAGCAUGCUGUUUGGAACAACCAGCAGUUUUGGGAGGCAGCCUUCUACCAGGACGUUCAGAAAGAUAUCAAAGCCCUCUACUCCGCCAGAGCUGACAGCCUCGCCCCAAGACUGCCCGUCGAAAUGCUCAGCCCGACUUCUCCAAGAGACAGUAAGGACUACACUUGGCAUCGACGAUCGGCGCUCAGCAGAGCUCAGGAGGCGACCGCUUUGGAAAUCGCCGCCGAACAAAUGCGCAUCUGGAACUCGAUCGACCACGACAAGCAGAAAGAACUGACGACCUGCGAAGAGAACACAAUGUAUAGUCAAGCAAUACACUAUGCCAAUCGAAUGGUGUAUUUACUGAUACCGCUGGAUAUGGGACACAAGGCGAGUAAACAGGAUCUUUUUGAUGAUGAACGAGCAAGUAACAGCGUAGCAAACAGUGUUGCUGAGAGUGACAGCGCAGAUGCCGAAUCAGGUUUUGAGGAUCAGGACCCAGGCGAAACUGGAAACACGGUCAUCAGGAUAGUAUCCAGGUUUAUCGAUAAAGUUUGCAAUGAGGGAGGCGUUACUAGAGAUCACAUCCGGAACCUACACCAGAUGAUUCCUGGGGUUGUACACAUGCACAUCGAAACUUUAGAGGCUGUGUACAGGGAGUCAAAACGGUUGCCGCCUAUUCAGAAACCUAAGAUACUCACUCCUAACAUGCUAGUUGGGGAGGAGUCUAUAAUGGAAGGUUUGAGGGUGUAUCUUCUGCCAGACGGUAGGGAAGAGAGCAGUGCGGGGAUUUUAGGAGGACCGCCACUCUUACCUGCAGAGGGCGCCAUCUUCCUGACUAAUUAUCGUAUAAUAUUCAAGGGAAUACCGUGUGAUUCAUUUGCUUGCGAACAAGUCGUCAUUCGAUCAUUCCCUGUAACAUCUCUCACGAAAGAAAAGAAGGUGGCCGUUCAAUACCUCGCUCAUCUAGACCAAUGGCUUCAAGAGGGCCUCCAACUGCGCUCGUGUACCUUCCAGCUAAUGAAAUUUGCCUUCGACGAAGAAGUGACUCCUGAAAACGUGGACACUCUGCGCAAGCUCAUACACAAGAUUCGACAUCCGCCUGACGUUUUCCACCAUUUCGCGUUCACGGGCCAAGUCGUGGUUACACAGACGCCGUUACACAAAAACAAAGAGAAGAACGCCACUCUGCGAGGGUUCGCCAAGAAGACACUGCUGAAGACCGCAAGGAAGGCAGGCUUCAAGCAGAAGUCCUCGUCGAAGCGACAAAAAUACGUCUUACCCAACAUGAACGUAAACAGCUCCAACAAAUAUAUGACUUCGCCGGGCCGAAUGAGUCUGCCGAUCGUCGACGAUUACAAUCAUGAUGACGAAAUAUCGAUAGACGACUUCGAGACAGGCCACACACCGAUUACGCCAGCACCGACUGAUGCGAAGACGCUAGAGCGGUUGCAGGAGCGCAGCUACGUAAGGGAUUGGCAGCGGCUGGGUCUCUGCAACACCACCUCGUCCCCUUCAGGUAAAGCUACGCAGCAGGAUCAGUUCCGGUUGACAUCGGUCAAUGCGAUCUACAUGAUGUGCAGAAGUUAUCCAGCUCUUUUUCUUGUUCCGGCGUCUGUUACGGACGAAAGUAUCCGCCGGUUUUGUCGCUGCUAUCGUCAAGGUCGAAUCCCGAGCAUAACUUGGCGGCAUCCUCGUACGAAAGCGCUCCUUCUCCGUGGCGCAGGACACCACGGGAAGAGUGUAAUGGGCAUGUUGAAGAGUCACCCUGCUCCAGCAGCGUCUACAGAAACAACAUCGUCUACGGAACAGGAGAAGUACCUAUCAGCUUUGGUCGCAGUCACUCCAAUUUUUUCUCACAGGACAGCAUGGGGAAUGUCAGACAGUUCGUUGAGUAUAGAUUCAUUAUUACUGGCAGCCGACGAUCCGUUAGGAUGUACCACGAUGACACCUGAAGUUGCUAGGAGGUCGAACGCCUUCAAUAAAGCUAUUGGAACGUUAGGUGUAUUCCCAAGGUCUUCAGGUGGCAAAGGCCCUAAAAAUUUCGGCCGGUGGGGCUCUUUAAAAGAUCGUCGUCAGUCUUCCCAGGCAUCCCUAGCCGCGGGUCAGCAGAACAGGGUGAACAUUCGCCACAGCACGGACGUAGAAAACGCUCUAGACGGAGUUCAUACUCUCCAACGGGCCGCCUUGUAUAUCUUGGGCGAGAAGGCGCAGAUGAAAGGUGUUAAAGUGGAAUCUGCCCCCAAGACUGAUUUUAUCCCAGUGGAGUAUUAUGAUAUUCGUCACACUAAAGCUGCUUUCAAGAAACUCAUGAGGGCUUGUAUUCCUAGUUCGCAAAAUGCUGAGCCUGAGCAUAGUUUUCACAAACUGAUAGAAAAUUCGGAGUGGUUGCAGCAAAUCCAAAACAUCAUGCAGCUUUCCGGAGCAGUGGUCGACCUCCUCGAUCUCCAAGGCUCAUCGGUAGCUAUUUGUCUAGAAGAAGGUUGGGACAUAACUGCGCAAGUUGCUUCAGUAGCUCAACUCUGCUUGGACCCCUACUAUCGCACAUUGGAAGGCUUCCGAGCCCUCGUAGAAAAAGAAUGGAUCGGCUUCGGCCACCGGUUCAGACACCGCAGCAACCUGAACGCCAAUUCGCAGGCUAGCGGAUUCGCUCCAACUUUCUUACAGUUCCUUGACGUUGUGCAUCAAAUCCAGAAGCAAUACCCAAUGGCUUUCGAGUUCAAUGACUACUACCUGCGGUUCCUCGCCUAUCAUUCAGUGUCGUGUCGGUUUAGGACGUUUCUGUUUGACUGCGAACUCGAAAGGGUGGAAAGUGGCGUAGCGGCAGUCGAGGACAAAAGAGGGUCGUUGACAUCGCAUCACAAGAGUGUCGAUACUGUUUCUGAUGACGAAAACAUCUACCCCGGUGGUAGAAUGGCGACUGCAUAUCAGGGCCCAAAUUUAGGACAGAGCGUGUUCGAUUACAUUGAAAAGCAGCACGCUAGGAAUCCGAUGUUUUUCAAUUUCAUGUAUACUCCCGAUUUCGAACACCCAGUGUUGAGGCCGCAAUCGCAUUUGCCUUGCUUAGAGGUGUGGAACUAUUAUCUGGACGAGGAUUUGAGGUAUGGGCCGAGCUACGACGCCGAGAUUAUCCAGAUGGAUUCUCAGCAGGAAGAGGAAGUGGAGGCUGCAGAUGGUAUAGUUAAGACGAGGAAGGUCGUUUCAUUAGGAUACGAUAAUGUUAACAAAGCCGUACCAGAUGCUUUCAGCCACCUUCUGGAAGAAAUCCACAAGCUAGAAUCUGAUUUGGGUCACUUGCCACAAAAAUGGAAAAUUUUGUGGGAUAAAUUGGAACUUCCUUUGACUGAUUCGUUGACUCGUCAUGCUUCCUUCAGCACCGCACUGGUGAGGUCUCACGGCAGGCUAGUGCACAAGAGAUCUACAUUGGAAAUUCUGAUGAGGGGUAAAAUGGUGGGAGCUGCAGAAACGUCUCACAUUUAUUCACACCCUCACAGAUUCGAGCGUUACAAUUACACCACUCCCACUUACUGUGAUUUAUGUUCCAAUUUGUUAUGGGGACCUGUGAAAACCGGUAUGAGAUGUAUAGAUUGUGGAUGUAGCUGUCACGAAAAAUGUAUGGAAAGUGUACCGAAAAAUUGUACAAAGUAUAAGUCGGUUGCAGAUAGCACAACAUCCCAAGUUAUACAGAGCAAUACUGGAGAUAAUGGUUCUGUUAGUUCUGGUAGCGCCAGGCAAACAUCUAGUCAACAAUACUACGAUCAGUUCUCAUCGAAUGUGGCUGAGGAUAGAACUCACGAGGGUUAUUUGUACAAACGUGGGGCACUGUUGAAGGGUUGGAAGCAAAGAUGGUUCGUUCUUGAUUCAAUCAAGCACCAGUUGAGGUAUUAUGAUGCCAUGGAAGACUCACAUUGUAAAGGAUACAUUGAUCUGGCUGAAGUAAUGUCUGUGAAUCCUGCACCUCCAGCUCCUGGUCCUCCCAAAAAAACAGAUGAUAAAUCCUUCUUUGACUUACGUACUAGUCGUCGUACAUACAACUUUUGUGCAGCAGACACUGCAUCAGCGCAAGAGUGGAUCGAGAAGCUCCAAGCUUGUCUUUAGAUAAAAAAAAAGAAAGAAAAUACUCUUAAUCCAAAGUUAGAUAAUUCCUAUAUAUAUAUAUUUUUUAAUGUUAGGCUGACAAUAAAUGUUUUAUUUUUUA